Molecule: messenger RNA, 2691 nt
Organism: Mizuhopecten yessoensis (Yesso scallop)
Lineage: Eukaryota; Metazoa; Mollusca; Bivalvia; Pectinida; Pectinidae
Exons: 7
Coding region: 316-2676 (786 amino acids)
Source: RefSeq, a predicted model, not a curated record
AUAAAAAAGUUGUGUUUUAAACCCUUAUUAAAACGCCCAAUCCCGCACGCGUUGUUUGGUUACAUUGAAGUGACACGACUAUUGGGUCAUACGAGUUGACCUCUGAUUUAUGCAUAUUUCGUGACCCGGAACGAGGCCACUCCCUUGUGACGUCAUAAUAGUCCGCGAAAAAUCAAGCCGCCGCCAUAAUACACUGUUUGUUUACAUAUCGUAUCAGCUGAUCACAGUCUCCGAGUUAGCGUAAACAGGAAAUCUUGUUGUGAAAGCCAACGUAACUUUUUGAAUGAAAGUUGGUGUGUACUUUUAUUUGGUAAAAUGGUGUUUUGUGCGGCUUUCGGUUGUUCCAAUAGACUGAAGAAAGGAAGCGGAAUUUCGUUCUUCAAAUUCCCGAAGAAUCCCGUGCAGAGAUCGACAUGGGAACAUUACUGUCGAAGGUCCAGCUUCACAGCAACAAAUCAUCACACCUUAUGCAGUGUGCAUUUUUCAAUGGACAUGUUCCAGUACCACAGUUCGAAAUUCGAGAGUUUGGGAUUGAACUUUUCACGGAGGGCAAAGCUGAAAGAUGACGCAUUGCCGGACAUUCCACUGAUGGAGAAAGAAAAUACAGCUUAUACAGACAGGUUUUCGUCACCAAAGACAGCCAGAGGUGCAUACGCCAAACGCCAAAAAGCAGAUGUAUUGAAGUCAGCCAUUCAAGAAUAUGACCAGAAGUUUCUUGUUCAGGAGUUGGAUGAUCUGGAUCAAGAAUUAGAUGAAGCAGAUCACGACAUGUGUGUGUUGAACUUUAACAGAGAGGAGUCACUACCUUCAUCCCCAUCUGUUGAAACAUGUACGUCCAACGUUAACGUCAGUACUAAGAGUACAAGUGCUCAAGUCAACAUGAGGCCUUCUCAAAGAACAAGAAGGAUUCAAGUGCGGCCCCAAUUGAGACCUGAACAAGUCAGUAAAGGCACCCAGUGUUGUUUGAUAACAGAAGAUACAUCAUGGAGGACAUCGGAUGUGAUCGACAACAUUUUUGACCAAGAAGAGGUAGACAUGGAUGUCGAUGACAGUGACCAAUCAGCAAUGAGUGAUGACCAGGAUUACAAUCCAGAUCUCGACAGCGAUGAAGACGAUGAUGACGACGACGGUAAUGAUGACUAUGAAACAGAUAUGAACUAUGUGUUGUCAGGUGAUUCAGAUGUUGCUUCAGAAAAACAAUUUCUUGUGUCCGAGUCUGCAUUACACCGGGUACUUUCUGUUUGCAAGACAUGCCAUGGAAUGUGUAAAACAGUAAUAAAUUAUUCAAAAGGAACAAUGAUAAGUACAACUUCUGUGUGCCCUUUUGGACAUGUGUAUGAAUGGAAAAGCCAGUCAUGCCACAACUCAUUGCCAUGGAGUAACCUUCUGGUGUCUGCUGCUGUGUUCUUCAGUGGAUCUAGUUUUUCAAAAGUGUGUCAACUAUUCAACAUAAUGAACAUGCAAAUGUUUUGCCGAAGGACAUUUUUGAAUAUUCAGUCGGCAUACUUGGUACCAUCGACAAUACAUGUGUGGAGUGCCAAUCAGCGGGAAAUGUUUGAGCAACGUGCAGGUCAGAGUUUGGUACUUGGCGGUGAUGGCCGAUGCGACUCUCCUGGCUUCUCAGCUAAAUAUGGCUCCUAUUCCCUUAUGGACCUGAAUACCAAUGAAGUUCUGGAUGUCCAGUUAGUUCAGAGCAACGAGGUCAAAAGUUCAACGCACAUGGAACUAGAGGGACUGAAGAGAGGGCUCGAGCAACUGAACGAAGAUGACAUCCAAGUUGACACACUUGUAACAGAUCGUCAUGUCAUGGUAAAAAAGUACAUGAGGGAGGAACAGUCAAACACCAAGCACUACUUUGAUGUGUGGCACAUGGCCAAAGGUGUAACAAAGAAACUGGAAGGUUGUGCCAAAAAAAGGGAUUGUGAAGCCAUUCGACCAUGGAUAAAGUCUGCAGGAAACCACAUGUACUGGACAGCUAUGACAUCAGGUGAUAAUGCAGAAAUGAAAAAGGCAAAAUGGAAUUCUUUGGUGAACCACGUAGUUGACAAACAUGAAGGCCAUUCAAACAUUUUUCCAAGAUGUGCCCAUGGUCCCACUGAACGAGAAUGGAUGAAAGAAGGGUCAAGGCCUCACAAGAUGUUGGUGUCGGUGGUUCAGAGUCCCUACUUGUUGAGAGAUAUUGGCAAACUCUCUCCCAAUCACCAAACAUAUGGCUUGGAAGUGUUUCACAAUAUUGUGAAUCACUUUGCUUCCAAAAGCAAUCACUACUUCUAUCCAUCAAUGCUUGCAAGAUUGUACCUUGCAGCCUUACACUAUAAUGAAAAUAGUAAAAAUAGAAGAGCAGUGACAAAAGAUGGGCAGCAGAAAUGGCAAAUUUCCUAUCCCAAGGCCAAGAAAGGAAAAGAAGUGGUUGUAAAACCAUGCAAGACUCGACCAACAUAUGGCUAUGUGGCUCUCCUGCUCCAGGCUUGCAUAGACAGGCGAAUGGAUCUGCAAAACUACACCACUGCCAUUGUUGAUGGAAGGGAAAGUUUUGGACAGAUUCCUCCACCUCUUACAGACUCCUACCAGCAUGUCAACAAGAGUGAAUUAAUUGAAAGACAUAGGUCAAGGUUCAUUGCCCGAAAUGGUGUGAGUCCAGGGAUCUCUGAUGCCACAUGUUCACCUAUGGCCUGACAUACUUAAAACCAC